AUGAUUGCUGGAAAAUACGAUAGAAUAAGCUCUCUUCCUGAUGCAAUCCUCGUCGAUAUACUCUCUUUAAUCGCCCUGAAUGAUGCUGUCACCAUGAGCUUUGUAUCGCGGCGAUGGCUGCAUCUAUGGGCUGAAGUCACAACUAUAUAUAUUGUGAUUAAGCAGUCCAAAGGACCCUUUAAGUAUUGGACUACCUCCGCCAAAAAAAUACUGCCAAAGCUCACUUCGCCGCUCAUUCGAAGAUUUUGUCUAGACAUAGAGUGCGGUGUUAACAAGUAUGGGUUGGAACAAAUUGAUUUGUGGUUUAAUCGUGUUUCAGAUCGAUGGAAGAUCGAGGAGAUCAAGGUAUCAACAAAUGGUUACGAGGGUUUAAUCUCUUUUCCCGUGAUAUUCCAAAUACACUCGUUGUUAGUGCUUGAAUUGUAUGGUGAUAUAUCUUUGAAUUUGCCUCUUAAUGUGGUUAAGAUCCCGAAUUUAAAGAAGCUUGCUAUACAAAUCAAUUUUACUCAAACAAAACAGUGCAUGUUUUUCGAAACAUUAAUGAAGUCUUGUCCAUUACUCGAAGACUUGAGUUUACAUUUUUGUGCUAUAAUAUGUAGGACAGGAUAUUUGGUUCCAAAUAAAAUUUCAUUAUUAGGUCCAAAUUUGAAGAAAUUGAAUAUUUCGUUUUCAGGCCAAAAUCUUAUGAAAACUAUUGUAAUUGAUGCUCCUAAUUUGGAGUGCUUAAAAUUGGGUUCUUCUAAUUAUGGUUUGCCAAAUUUUAGCUUUGUCAAUACCCCUACUAUGUUAGUUGAAGCUUAUAUAAGUGGCAAUCUUAGUAAAGGAGAGGUGACAACAAAAUUUUUUAACGCGAUUUCUAGAGUAAGAUCUCUUGGUGUAUGGAGACCUAUGAUAGGAGGUGCAAUGACAACAAUGUUUGUUAAUUUGACUCGUCUUAUAUGUACCAUGCCUUGUUCCGGGAAGGACUCAAAGGCGCUCUUAGGAUUACUCGAAAGAUGUCCUCUACUAGAGACUCUUACCGCUAACUUCACAAGUUCCGGUACAUGGGAAUACAUGUGGCUCCUUUGUUAUCUUGAGGCUCCAAACGUAUUAAUCCGUACCAAGAAGGUAGAGAUGCACUUUAUGUCUUCACUAAUGCUCAACAAUGAUGCUUUGAAUCUAAUAAAGUACUUGCUAACUCGUGCACGCGUAUUGGACCGGUUUAUUAUCAAGAUUACUACUGAUCCAAGUGGUGAGAUCUUAGAAGAAGAAAAAGUGCAGGAAGUUGAAGCUUGUAAGGAGAUAUUUGAUUGGCUAAGAUUUUUAUCAACGGGCUACCAAGUUGAAUUUUGGGGAAGAUAUCUCAGAAUUAUACAAUCUGGUGAAGAAUGCAAGUUUAUAAAGGGACCUAAUGGCUACAUAAUCUGUAAGUGA
Messenger RNA from Chenopodium quinoa (quinoa), 1413 nucleotides. Its product is annotated as F-box protein At4g09920-like. The record is from RefSeq and is a predicted model, not a curated record. The coding region runs from base 1 to 1413 and encodes 470 amino acids. The transcript has a single exon. Gene Ontology annotation, molecular function: protein binding. Lineage: Eukaryota; Viridiplantae; Streptophyta; Magnoliopsida; Caryophyllales; Amaranthaceae.